AUGAAGUUCACUACUGGCCUUUCUGUUUUAUUGUUCUUUGUAUUGCAAGUUUUUGCAGAAAAGUUGACCGAAUUAGUUGUUGGAGUGACCAAGGAGCCUGUUGAUUGUAAGAUCAAGGCAUCUAAGGGUGAUGUUGUCUCUGUGCACUACACUGGUAAAUUGAGGGACUCUGGUGAGAUUUUUGACUCAUCGUAUAAUAGGGGAGUACCAAUUCAAUUUAAGUUGGGUUACAGUCAAGUUAUUAGUGGAUGGGAUCAAGGUAUUUUAGGAAUGUGCAUCGGUGAGGGCCGUACCUUACAUAUUCCAAGUGAAUUAGGGUACGGUUCUCGUGGUGCUGGAAGCGUAAUCCCACCAGAUGCAGACUUAAUUUUCGAAACCGAACUUGUUGAUAUUCAAAGAGAAGCUGUUGACGAUGAGUUAUAG
Molecule: messenger RNA, 423 nt
Organism: Kluyveromyces lactis
Lineage: Eukaryota; Fungi; Ascomycota; Saccharomycetes; Saccharomycetales; Saccharomycetaceae
Gene: FPR2
Product: peptidylprolyl isomerase family protein FPR2
Exons: 1
Coding region: 1-423 (140 amino acids)
Biological process (GO): protein peptidyl-prolyl isomerization
Molecular function (GO): peptidyl-prolyl cis-trans isomerase activity
Source: RefSeq, a predicted model, not a curated record